This is a messenger RNA of Thunnus maccoyii (southern bluefin tuna), 1404 nucleotides long. RefSeq names its product trace amine-associated receptor 1-like. NCBI's taxonomy places the organism in Eukaryota, Metazoa, Chordata, Actinopteri, Scombriformes, Scombridae. The transcript has 2 exons. Gene Ontology annotation, molecular function: trace-amine receptor activity. Gene Ontology annotation, biological process: adenylate cyclase-activating adrenergic receptor signaling pathway. The record is from RefSeq and is a predicted model, not a curated record. Gene Ontology annotation, cellular component: membrane. Bases 315 to 1337 code for a protein of 340 amino acids.
AGAAUGGUGUUCCUCAGCCUUGGUCUUGAUUCUACAAGUUUCUGGAACUCUUCUGGAGGGAUGAACACUAUUCUCUAAAGGAGGCUUGUACCAGGGCUAAAAGUGUAAACUGUAAAUUGUCAUUACCUCCAUUGUUACUGUAGCUCCUUACUGUUUUAGCUACUUACUAUUACUGUAAAAUAACAUGUUUAAUUUGCAUCAUGAUAUCAACAUGACAAUGAAAUGAUUCCUUUAAAAAGUGAAUUUCUUCUACAGUAUGUUUUUCUGGCAUCUAAGGUCAUCAGGAUAAAGAAAAAAAUCCCACAUCUGAUUGGAUGACUGAAGAAUCUACUAAUUAUGGUAAUGAGGAACCCAGGAACAUGGCACCAGAAGUCAGUCGCACAGAUGUAAAUGACAUACAUCCUUGCUAUAAAAUAGAUAAUGUUUCUUACGUGCUGACAAGCACUCCUUCCACAGUAUGUGUUUUAUUAUAUAUUUUCCUUGGCUCAUUAUCUGUUGUCACAAUAUGUGGAAACAUUCUUGUAAUAAUCUCCAUCAUUUACUUCAAACAGCUCCACACUCCUACAAACUAUCUAAUCCUCUCUCUGGCUGUUGCUGACCUGCUUGUUGGUUUUUUAGUCUUUCCUUUCAGCAUGGAAUACACUGUAAGCUUUUGUCUAUAUCACAAAGACUUAUUAUGCAAAGUACGAGACAGCAUUGAUGUGACACUGAGCACAGCUUCUAUUUUGAAUCUAUGUUGUAUUUCCAUUGACAGAUAUUAUGCAGUGUGUCAGCCUCUGACAUAUAGAACUAAAAUAAAUGUUCAUGUUGUUGUGAUCAUGAUCCUGGUUAGCUGGAGUGUUUCUGUUCUAGUUGCAAUUGGGUUUUUAAUUGCAGGUUUAAACCAUGAAAAAUGUGAAGAAAAGUGCUUUAUUGAUGUUUUACUUGCAAACAUUUUGGGAGCUAUUUUCUCAUUUUACCUCCCAAUGAUCAUAAUGCUCUGUAUCUACCUGAAGAUUUUCCUUGUGGCACAGAGACAGGCACGUAGCAUCCAGAGCACAAAGUCUGGAGCAACUGUCAGUAAGAUGGAGAGAAAGGCCACCAAAACUCUGGCUAUAGUUAUGGGAGUUUUUCUCAUCUGUUGGACGCCAUUCUUUCUGUGUUUUACCUUUCAGCUUUUAAAUAAUGUGUCAGUGCCUGUUGCACUGUUUGAAACUCUUAACUGGCUUGCACUGUCUAAUUCAAUGCUCAAUCCAUUUAUUUAUGCUUUCUUUUACAGCUGGUUCCGAUCAGCUUUUAGAAUAAUCAUAUGUCUAAAAAUAUUUCAAGGUGAUUUUGCAAACACAAAACUUCAAUGACAUAUUGUUUGGUUUAUUGAAAUACCCUAUGCAUAUGUCAGUACUGAAAACUUUGAAUAAUAAAGAU